Cynocephalus volans (Philippine flying lemur) is the source of this 4854-nucleotide messenger RNA. It is a transcript of the gene RFWD3, whose product is annotated as ring finger and WD repeat domain 3. Gene Ontology annotation, molecular function: protein binding; ubiquitin-protein transferase activity. The coding region runs from base 100 to 2526 and encodes 808 amino acids. Gene Ontology annotation, biological process: protein ubiquitination; interstrand cross-link repair. The record is from RefSeq and is a predicted model, not a curated record. The transcript has 13 exons. Gene Ontology annotation, cellular component: nucleus. Lineage: Eukaryota; Metazoa; Chordata; Mammalia; Dermoptera; Cynocephalidae.
GAAGCGGCGGUUGGCUUCUGUGCGUUCGAAAUUCUAGUUAGGUAACUGCGGCGUCUGAGGUGAGCUCGCGAGCUCCACCGCGUCCUUCGGACUUCAGUGAUGGCUCAUGAAGCAAUGGAAUUUGAUCUUCAGGUACAGCUAGAUCAUCAUACUGCUGAACAGCCUACUCCUGUUGAAGUGGUCAGCAGCCAAGGGGUAGCACCUCUGUUUCAGCCUGUUCCUGCUGAAGUGGUUAACAGCCAAGGGGGACCACCCCUGCUCCAGCCUGUUUCUGCUGAAGUAGUCAACAGCCAAGGGGGACUGCCCCUGCUCCUGCCUCCUCCUGCUGAAGUAGUCAACAGCCAGGGGGUACCACCGCUACUCCAGCCUCCUCCUGCUGAAAUAGUCAACAGCCAGGGGGUACCACCCCUACUCCAGCCUGCUCCACAGGUGUCCAUUGACCUGACAGAGGAAGGGGAGCUCACGGGAGUAGAGAGUGUGGAAAACAUCAAUUCAGGAGUUUCAGAGGAACAUAGGCAGGGAACUGGUGCUAACCGCACUGUCCAAGCAUCUUCAUUGGAUUCGAUGAGCAGCUUCGUCAGCGGGCUGCAGAGACUUCACGGCAUGCUGGAAUUCCUGAGACCUCCACCUUCAGACCGCAAUGUGGGGCCAGUGAGAGUGAGGAGAAGGAGGAGAUCCUCUUCACGCAGGACAAGAGAUGGAGGGUCUCAGAGGACAGACAGUGCCAGGUUGAGAACACCACUGGAUGCUUACUUUCAGGUGAGCAGGACCCAGCCUCACUUGCCAGCCACCAAUGAUUCAGAGACUGGGAAUCCUAUCUCUGAAGACUUGCAGGUGUCAAGUAGUUCUGAUUCUGACAGUGACAGCUCUGCAGAGUAUGAAGAGGUUGUUGCCCAAGCAGAGGGACCUGGAGCUGUUAUUUUAGGGGAGCAACAAGAAAGUAUCUCAGCAGAGCAAGAAGUUACAUGUAUUGGUGGAGGUGAAACCCUCCCCAAAGAGUCUCCCCAGAAGUCCAACCCUCUUCUAACUUCUGCUUCUGUGGAUGAAGAAGAAGGGGACACUUGCAGUAUAUGUUUAGAGCAGUGGACCAAUGCUGGGGACCACCGACUCUCAGCAUUACGCUGUGGGCACCUCUUUGGGUAUAGGUGCAUUUCUAAGUGGCUCAAAGGACAAGCACGAAAAUGUCCUCAGUGCAACAAGAAAGCCAAGCGUAGUGACAUUGUUGUCCUUUAUGCCCGAGCCCUGAGAGCUUUGGACACUAGUGAACAAGAGCGCAUGAAAAGUUCCUUACUGAAGGAGCAGAUGCUAAGGAAACAAGCGGAGUUGGAAUCGGCACAGUGCCGGCUCCGACUUCAGGUCCUCACUCAUGAAUGCACUAAACUCCGUAAUCGUGUCCUGGACUUGAAAAAACUUAUUCUGCAGCAUCAGGAUCAGAUUUUACAGCAACCCGUGGGCUCUCAAGCACGUUUCCUGAGCUGUCUGCUACCCAGCCAGAGCCAGCACAAAUACCAGUUUCAGAAGACCAUCACAGUAUCUCAGACAGGAAACUGCCGAAUCAUGGCAUACUGUGAUGCUCUCACCUGCCUGGUGGUAUCACAGCCUUCUCCUCAGGCCUCCUUCCUUCCAGGCUUUGGUGUUAAGAUGUUGAGUACUGCCGACAUGAAAAGCAGUCAGUACAUUCCAGUGCAUGGCAAACAGAUCCGUGGACUGGCUUUCAGCAAUCGGUCCAAAAGCUUGCUGCUCUCUGCUUCCCUGGACAACACUGUUAAACUGACCAGCCUGGAGACCAAUACGGUGGUUCAGACUUACAAUGCUGGACGUCCUGUCUGGAGUUGUUGCUGGUGUCUUGAUGAAAACAAUUACAUCUAUGCUGGACUGGCCAAUGGUUCAAUUCUGGUGUAUGACCUGAGAAACACAAGCUGUCAUAUCCAGGAGUUAGUACCUCAGAAAGCCAGGUGCCCACUGGUAUCCCUAUCGUACAUACCCAAAGCUGCCUCAGCUGCAUUUCCAUAUGGUGGGGUGCUAGCUGGAACCUUGGAGAAUGCUUCCUUCUGGGAGCUGAAAGUGGGCUUUUCUCAUUGGCCCCAUGUGCUGCCUUUGGAGCCAGGGGGCUGCAUAGACUUUCAGACGGAGAGCAGCACUCGGCACUGUCUUGUGACCUACAGGCCUGAUAAAAACCAUAACACCACGCGAAGCAUGCUGAUGGAGAUGUCCUACAAGCUGGAUGAUGCUGGAGAGCCAGUCUGCUCUUGCCAUCCUAUACAAACAUUCCUUGGGGGACCCACUUGCAAACUACUGACCAAAAGUGCCAUUUUCCAAAGUCCAGAGAAUGAUGGCAGCGUCCUGGUGUGCACUGGGGAUGAAGCAUCAAAUUCUGCUCUGCUGUGGGAUGCUGGCAGUGGCUUAUUGCUGCAGGACCUGCAGGCCGAUCAGCCUGUCUUGGACAUCUGCCCAUUUGAGGUGAACCAUAACAACUACUUGGCUACCUUAACAGAGAAGAUGGUCCACAUCUAUAAAUGGGAGUGACACAGUCUUAACCUUUCAGGCAUACUGCUGGUUAACAUUAAAUGUUUGCUAGCACCUUGCAGUGCUGAGCAAGAUUCCUACUUAUUGCCUGUGGACUAGAAUUUUGGGGAUCAUGGUUCAUUUGGAUUAGUAUGAUUCUAGGACUCCAGGUCACUAAGCCACUACAGAUUAUGUAUCUGCUGUGUACAUCAAAAGAAUAAGUCCAUCUACAUUAUCCAUUUCUUGGGUUAAAAGCUUUCAUAAGUCUUUGUUGGGAAUCUUUAUUUUCUAUCUAACUUCCUGCUGGACUUAAAUGGUGUCCUCUCAGCAAUCAUUUAGUAUAUGAGUGUGCAGCAAGCAUUUUCUGGGGAUAUGACACCUCAUCUGAGUGCUCUUAUCACUUGGGCUAAUUGCCUUGGGAGUGCUACAUUCUUGAAGGGACUAACCAUCUUCUUGAUGCUGCUUGGAUGCAGAAUUUUUUCUUCAGUUGAACACAAGAGGGCACUGUAGAACCUCAUUUGUGGUUUGAUCUGUUUCUGACCUUGAAGGUUAACACCUUUUUAGUAACUUGGUCUCAUCCCUACAGAAAUGUGUGGUAGAGCACAUCUGGUGUGCUUUGUGGCAACAACAGUUAGGUUCCAGAUAUACAGUGCUGGAAUAUUAAGAAGCCUAGCGAUGGGGCCGGCCCGUGGCUCACUCGGGAGAGUGCGGUGCUAAUAACACCAAGGCUCUGGGUUCGGAUCCCAUAUACGGAUGGCCGGUUCGCUCACUGGGUGAGCGUGGUGCUCACAACACCAAGUCAAGGGUUAAGAGCCCCUUACCGGUCAUCUUUUUAAAAAAAAAGAAGAAGAAGAAGAAGCCUAGCGAUGGAAACAGCUGAUGAGCUAUAGACCCUUUGCUAGUGCUGAGUGCAUUAGGUUCAUCACAUUGUGAGAGCUAAGGAAAGAGACCAGUUAUCUGAGUGGUAGAGAAGACUCAUUUUUUCUAACUAGCUUAACAUCUCAGGAUUGGUGUUAUCUAAACCAGUGCUUUAUCUGUUUUUUGUUUUUUUGUUUUUUUCAGUCCAUCUAAGCCAGGGCUCUAAAGACCAUUCCUUUUCUGUUUUGUUAGGAAAAGAUGAAUGAUCAGUCAAAGCUUUCCACUUGAAUCUUCCCUAAUAUCAGAGAUCAGGAGCAAGAGACUAACAGAGCUUACAAAAGAGAAGCUGCUCAGACUGCUAUUGAGGACAGGAGAAGGGCUUGUCUCUUCCAUUUUGAGAGAGUUCCUAUCUGAAUAAAGCCAGUCCCUCAGAAUGACGGGCUGUUCUUGAGUGUUUAUAAUUCCCAGGUAAAGGCUAAUGAAACUGAUGUUUGAUUCCAAGUUCCUCUGAUUUGUGUCCCUAACCUUUUCUAAAAGUGUUUUUAGUGAAAUGUUUAUUCUCAGGAAGGUAAUAGUGGUUGGAGACCUAAAUGGGUGUCAGGGAGGUGCCCACCAACUUUCAUUCCAAUCCUGGAUUGUCCAACAUUGGGAGCUGAAAUUUCCCCAAUAGAGGGCUUGGCUUAUAUUUAUUUGCUUUGCCUUAGGCUGCUCUGUCCACAGCAGGACAUGACUCAAGGUUUGGGCAGUGUGGUUUUCUUAAAUAAUUGUUAGAGAGAUGUUACCAUUUUUAUUACAGAACACUUAUGACCUGUCACCUUAUGAGCUCUUUCCAGGAUCUUUCUCUCCAUUAAGAGGUUGUUACAGUAGAUUUCCCCAGAGUUCCAAGUUCUAGUUGUGCCUUUUAAUGACCUCCUUCUAUUUGAGGACAUUUUUCAAAAAGCCCCUAUUUCUCGGAGGAAAUACUGCUUUUGAUAUGUCUGUGGGUAAGAGUGGCUGCUCGUGCCUGGAGCUUCAGUGGGAGAAUGGGAUUUAAAUUAAAUGGCAGAAUUCAUCUGGCUUCAGCAGAUUGCCACAGAGAGGAUGCAGGUGGUCAGGCCUCGGGCUGCCUUUGUCUUUGGGGCGUAGCAGGGUUAGGAUUUGACUUGCUUUGAAGUACACUCAGUUGAUGCUGAUUGAUUACCCUAAAAGUAGGAACCUGGGGACUUAUUAACCAGGCAAAUUGGGUGAAUCUCAAGUCCUGCCAAUCCUUGCAUUCCCACAGUAAAUUUGGAUGAUUUUGGAAGCAAAUACACAUGACUAUGAUUUCUCCAAAAAAAAGAGCCCCUGUUCCCCUUGCAGAAGACUGCAUCUAUAGACCCAGGCUCUCUGCCCCACCACAUUUCCUCACCCCUACCUCUAAGGUUUUUUUCCAUUUGAGGGUUUGGAGUUCAGUGAAUUCAAAAUAUCUUGUCAUUUUAUGUAUCCUUACGUCUGCUUUGAAAAUAGGCAAUG